Messenger RNA from Oryctolagus cuniculus (rabbit), 1270 nucleotides. The record is from RefSeq and is a predicted model, not a curated record. NCBI's taxonomy places the organism in Eukaryota, Metazoa, Chordata, Mammalia, Lagomorpha, Leporidae.
AUGGUUGCAGAUAUAAAGGGCAUUGAACAAAUGGAAAAUUAUUCUUGGUGGUAAAUUUGUGAUAUUGACAUCUCAAGAAUGGACAGAAAGUAUGGAAAAUACAUAUUGAAUGUGGAACACUCUGACAACCCGCCGUUGAAUGAAAAUUGCUGCAGUGACUGGUCUCUGUGGAAAGUUUUCCUGGCCUGUCUCUUGGCCUGUGCUAUAACCACAGCUAUUGGAGUACUCAUACUGAGCCUGGUGAAUAUUAAGGGAAAUAAUUCCUCCAUUGUUAUCCAGCUACCCACAAACAGUGGACAGCCCACAGUUAUUGUACCUGGAACAACCUCUACUACUUCUCAAUCUACAGCAACUACCACUUCAGCUGCACCUACAACCACUGCGACAGCUUCAACCAUCACUUCAACUAACUCUACAGGCUCUACUGCUUCCACUCCACCUGCCACCACAUCAGCCACCUCUCCCUCUUUAAGUGAAACCACAGCUGCCGCUACUGCAGCAGCAUCUACGACCACGGCUACUACCACGCAGUCCUCAGCUGCAACACGCGCAGCCACUUCAACUGACCCUGCAGGCUCCUCUUCUGCUUCUAUAACGGGUACAACGGCCACCUCUAGAAAGUGAAAUCACAAUUGCAACUGUUUCAACAGCAUCUGCGACUACUGCUACUUCCAUUUAAUCUGUAACCACAAGAGCCACUUCUCUCUGAAACAGUGCAGUCACAACUACAUGGCCCUGAGGAUUCUAUUUGAAUGACACCAAAUACUUCUACAAGUUAAACUUAGCUGACAAUUGAAAUAAUCACCAAAACUACAACCACUACCCCUUCCCCUUACCAUACAACUACUGUAGCUUCCACUUAGCUCACAAUAACAACAGUAAUCAUGCUCCUUCAAUGUAUAAUCUUCACCUAUUCAUCCUGCAACAAAAAUGACUCCAUUACCCCCUAAUCUUAAUAUGACUAUCAUCAAUCAUCAAGUUAACCUUUAGAUACCACCUCAAAAAUUAACUUACAACUAAUCCACACACUGACUUUUCCCCCAGUUGAAACUGUAGCUAUCUCAUCUAUAUUUGCUAAGUCUAUAUCAUUGCCAGUCUUAUGUUAUACCAUAUCAAUUACUGUGAUGCCACUAAAAGAAAGAUAAUUUGGACCAUGAAUAAUGAUAAAAUUACUACAGUUUUCACAAAUACCAACACUUAGGACUUUUAUAACCAACAGAAAUCUUUUCAUUUUUUAAAAUGAACUAAACAUUUAAACUAAAAAAAUCUG